GCCCAGAUUUCAGAGCGUCAGAGAACCCAGGAGUCUUCAGCCCCAUCCUGCUCCUGCAGCUGGUCAGUCACCAGAAGGAUGAAGGUCAUCCUGCCUCUCCUGGUCUUCCUCCUCAUUCUUGUUGCCCUUCACUCUGAGGCCAAUGAAGAACCAGUUAAAUUAAACCCCACUGCGUGCUGUUUCACCUACACCACACGGAAGGUCCCACUCCGGUUUGUGAAACGUUAUGAUAGAACCAGUGACCAGUGCUCCACCCCAGGGGUCAUCUUCCUUACCCGACAUGAACGACAGAUCUGUGCCAACCCCAAUGUUCCCUGGGUGCAGGAGUACAUCAGACACCUAGACAACAUGUCUAUGUGAUCUGGGAGCACUGGGGUCCGCAUGGCCAAGGGAGCUUGAGGACAGGCCACAGAGCCCGCUCCCUCCCCAACUCUCUCAGCCCCAGAAGGUCCCUGGGAGUUGUCCUGCCCCAAAUUGAAGUUCUUUCUGGCUUUUCUGUGCUCCCAUUCUCUGAUGAAUCCUGCUCUUUCCUGAAGCUUCACUUUGACACUGCCCUCUGGGACCUGAGGACACUGUGGCCCCCAGACAUUAUCUGUCUCCCCUUUGCAGGCAGCCAGUUGUUGAAAUAAAGCCGUGCCACAGAAAGGAAA
Molecule: messenger RNA, 650 nt
Organism: Ailuropoda melanoleuca (giant panda)
Lineage: Eukaryota; Metazoa; Chordata; Mammalia; Carnivora; Ursidae
Product: regakine-1-like
Exons: 3
Coding region: 79-360 (93 amino acids)
Biological process (GO): eosinophil chemotaxis; chemokine-mediated signaling pathway; positive regulation of GTPase activity
Cellular component (GO): extracellular region
Molecular function (GO): chemokine activity; CCR chemokine receptor binding
Source: RefSeq, a predicted model, not a curated record